GCAAAAGUUCUUGCAGCGAGGAUGUAGCAGUCUCUGGGGCCAGCGGCGCUUUCGAGGCUUUGCUGUGGCACAUGGUCUACGAGGAGGAGAUCGGAUCUGUGAAAGGACACAUAGGUCCAUUGAACUCAAUAGCAUGGUUCCGAGACGGCGCCGGCUUCGUGACUGGCGGCGAGGAUGGCUACGUUAGAGUCCAUCACUUUGACAAGGACUACUUCACCGCGAAAAGAUUUGAGUAA
Molecule: messenger RNA, 236 nt
Organism: Symbiodinium necroappetens
Lineage: Eukaryota; Dinophyceae; Suessiales; Symbiodiniaceae
Source: the annotation of a GenBank genome assembly